AUGAAGCUUCUUUCCAUGCUUCUUUCCCUGAUUGGCUUGAUCACUCUUGCGGUUGCAGGACCACCUUUCGCAGAGGGCCUCACUGUCAGAGACGGCGCCGAUGAUCUUCCAUACCCUCUUGUUCCUGCUCAAUGGACUGUUAACCUCGACGGACAAAACCACACUUUCAAUGGCACUGUUCAGGUGAGUCUUUCUGAUGAAACUUCAUUUCGUCGACAUCGUUUUCAGGUCAACAUACUAAUUCGAUCUUAGUCUGUCCACGCCCAACUUAAUGCCCUUCGUCCUGAUUGGCGUAGCAUAGUUGCUGCAGACACUGCGCCUCUGAAGCUCAAGCCUCGAAACAAGGUAUGCUCGCCACAAGUCAUCAAUUUCAGAUUCCAGUAAACUCAUGGUUGGGAUGAUUUUAGGACCACAUUAUCUGCUGCGAUCACACCAAUUGGCACUGGCUUUACGCUGCUGUUUAUAACAUUUUGGAAGCCUACGACGAGCUGGGUAAACUACAUGAGCGGAUACUUCCUUGCUUUCCUCUAUUGGGAAUACUGACAGUUGGUAGACAGCCUGGGACAAACUGAAUGCGGAGUGCAGGCCCGAAGCUGUAUUCAAAUCGCAUGCUGGGGAAAUGACGGAGUUGUUUUGUGCAAUGAUGUAAGUUAUCUUCAAUGUGGUUGUGAGACAUGCUCAAUAAACCUACUUGCUAACAAUCAUACUCCUAGAACUGGUAUUAUAUUCAACCACAAGCCCGAUACCUUGCCACGUACAUCUUGAAUAUCCGCAACGUUUGCACUCAACACCCCCCUGGUGCAGACUGGUUCGGUAUUAUGUGUGGCCAAGAGUGAGUGUUUUUAUUUCUCUAUCUUUGAUUCCUCAUCAUGUUGAGUUGUCGUUUUCUACUCUUCCCCUUAACCACACAUGAGAAUCUGGAUGCUGACAAGGCUCUGUAGGUUUGAUACUGAUAAUUACAAAAUUAUUGUCAAAUCUCAGACGUAUCCCGGAUGCUAGACAGGUUCUAUCUUCGUUCCUCAGUCUAUUUCUCAGGUUCUACAAAGGUGCUUGGGGUAUAUUUUCAGGGGUUUAUUGGGGAACUAGACAGAUCGAUCACGGCUUCAUUGUGGUUUGGGUGAUAUGGAGAAUGCACCUUGGUCUCAAUGAGUGCUGA
Hymenoscyphus albidus is the source of this 1156-nucleotide messenger RNA. The record is from the annotation of a GenBank genome assembly. Lineage: Eukaryota; Fungi; Ascomycota; Leotiomycetes; Helotiales; Helotiaceae.